Molecule: messenger RNA, 1128 nt
Organism: Symbiodinium necroappetens
Lineage: Eukaryota; Dinophyceae; Suessiales; Symbiodiniaceae
Source: the annotation of a GenBank genome assembly
AUGGUGGCUGAGGUGACGGUUCUGAAGGACCUGCAGGGUGCCCUGGAGCAACAGCGCAUGAGCUUGGAGGCAUUGCACCGCAGGCAGUCUGAGCUCAGCGAGGAGAAUGCUGCGCUUCGCGAAUGCCUCGAGUCACUCGGCAUCCUCUGCGGACAGGCAUUCCUGAGCCGCUUGCACCGGCGACGCUUAGAGCGAGUCCUCAGCCGGCACCCGAUGUCGCAGACGCAGGCGACACUCGAGGCGGUCCUGAGAACGUCAGAGCUGGCAGUGACCGUGGCCAGCUACAGCGGGCCUUCGUUCUGCCAAUCACGCGCAGCUGCUCGAGGGAUAUGGGUAAGCACGCCCGAGUUGGAUCGCUUAUUCCCGGCUUCUAUCUAUGUGGUAGGAGGAGCUGGCAGCGUGUCGAACCGGCCCUUGCGCACGCUAGAAUGCUUCAGCCCAGCGACGAAACAGUGCGAGACCCGAGCCCCCAUGUUGCAGCCGCGCUGUGUCUGUGCAGCCGUUGCCUGCGGCGAUGCGAUCUACGCGAUAGGAGGGCGCGGCGUAGAUGGACAGUCGCUUGACAGCGUGGAGUGCUACUACCCUGCCAAGGACGUCUGGGUACCGGCUCCGCCUCUGAAGAGCUGCAGCGGCUGGCUGGCGGCCACCGGUGCCUGGGGAGGAGUUUGCGUGGCUGGCGGCGAUCGGGAUGAAGCAAACCUCGACUACCUCGACUCCGUAGAGUUCUUCCAGCCAUCGUUGCGCUGCUGGAUUCCACUGCCGCCGAUGGGCACAGCGCGGUGGGCAUCAGCGGCAGCAUUCACGGCAUCAGCGGCGCCAUUCACGGAGGGCGCAGCCUUCGUGGCUGGAGGCUACGGCCGCGGCGAGAAGUUCGGCGAGAAGGUGCUUUCCAGUGUGGAAUGUCUCGCCUUGGGCUCGAAGGGGUGGCGGAGACUGCCCUGCUUGCCCAGCCCCAGAGCAGCCCAUGCCAUGUCUGCGGUUGCGGGCAAGCUCUACGUGGCGGGCGGCCUUGGUCUCAAGGACCAGCCCUUGUACUCCGUGGAGCGCUUCGAUCUUCACCUGGGCCGCUGGGAGGUGGGCGGAAAUGACACUGACAGACAGUGCUCUCCCGACUCAGGAGAAGCGUAG